AUGGUUGGUCUCAGCGUUGUCUUAGAAGCCCAGAAGGGUUGCGUUAACAAGGAGACUCCUCAAGUCAUUAACAAAACCACCAUGUUCGUUAACACUACCUACAAACCCUCUCCUCUUCCUCAACACUCUCCCUUUCAGCCACCCACUUUUCUAGACCAAUGCUUUCUCUGCGGGAAGAGACUCUUGCCAGGGAAAGACAUCUACAUGUACAAAGGAGACAGGGCGUUUUGUAGCGUGGAUUGCAGGUGCAAGCAGAUAUUUACGGAUGAGGAAGAGGCUAUUCAGAAAGACGAGUGUUGUGUGGUUGCGAUGAGGCCCACAUCGUCUGCGUCUUCCUCAACGGCUCGUCAUCACCUGAAAGGAGCAAGAAACCGUGCUGGUGCUUUUCCUUAA
Molecule: messenger RNA, 393 nt
Organism: Abrus precatorius (Indian licorice)
Lineage: Eukaryota; Viridiplantae; Streptophyta; Magnoliopsida; Fabales; Fabaceae
Product: FCS-Like Zinc finger 15
Exons: 2
Coding region: 1-393 (130 amino acids)
Source: RefSeq, a predicted model, not a curated record